Messenger RNA from Aspergillus niger, 1794 nucleotides. RefSeq lists its product as uncharacterized. The coding region runs from base 1 to 1794 and encodes 597 amino acids. The record is from RefSeq and is a predicted model, not a curated record. Gene Ontology annotation, cellular component: cytosolic [4Fe-4S] assembly targeting complex. Lineage: Eukaryota; Fungi; Ascomycota; Eurotiomycetes; Eurotiales; Aspergillaceae. Gene Ontology annotation, molecular function: 4 iron, 4 sulfur cluster binding. The transcript is spliced from 2 exons. Gene Ontology annotation, biological process: iron-sulfur cluster assembly.
AUGAGUGCAAUUCUAUCUGCAGACGAUCUGAACGACUUCAUUUCCCCCGGAGUUGCGUGUAUCAAGCCUGUGGAAACUCUCCCUGCGAAAGAUCCCUCGAAAACAGACAAUCCCUAUGAGGUGACCACAGAAGACAAAGUGCAACCAGAAAAUCUUCCACCGGCUCAAAUCUCGCUAACUGACUGCCUCGCAUGCUCUGGAUGUGUCACUUCGGCCGAGGCCGUGCUCAUCUCGUUGCAAUCGCAUGCAGAAGUCCUCAAUACUUUGGACGCGCAUCCCGAGUUGCCACUGAACCGUGAAGAUGGGACAAUUACACAGGAGCUGGGCACGGCGAGUGACGAAGGCCGAGUGUUCGUCGCAAGUGUCAGCCCUCAAGUGAGGGCAAGUCUAGCAGCAACCUAUGGGAUCACGGAGAAGGAAGCAACAUACAUGAUCCACCAGUUUCUCAGCGGUCCUCACGGUUUAAGGGCUGGAGGCAAGAAUGGCAGCGGCUUCACAUGGGUAGCUGACACCAAUGUCCUUCGUGAGGCUGUGUUGGUUCUUACAGCGGACGAAGUUGGCGAGACAUUGACGACCAGUCCAGAUUCUCCUAGUACUAACGGCGCAACCAAUACUCUCCCCAAGCGACCGAUCCUCUCGUCCGCAUGCCCGGGUUGGAUAUGCUAUGCUGAGAAGACACAUCCAUUUGUUCUGCCACAUCUGUCCCGCCUCAAGUCACCGCAAGCCCUGGCUGGCACGUUCUUCAAGACUGUCCUCAGCAAAUCACUUGGGAUACCGGCCUCUCGCAUUUGGCAUUUGGCCGUCAUGCCUUGCUUCGACAAAAAGCUUGAAGCCAGUCGCGAGGAGCUCACUGAUGCUUCAUGGCUGUCUGCGAAGGACGAAGACCAUACAGCCGUCCGUGACGUUGAUUGCGUGAUCACUACGCGCGAAAUGCUUAGUCUGGCUUCUUCCAGAGGCAUUUCCCUUCCUAACCUACCGUUGAAAUCACUUCCUCAGUCUUAUAUCCCGCCAUUUCCCGAUAUGACUCUAAACGACUUUCUAUUUUCGAAGUCUUCCCCGGGACAAUCAGCUGCCGCAGGUACAUCCGGAGGCUACCUUCACCACGUGCUUCAGACUUUCCAAGCGCGUAAUCCAGGCAGUGAGAUCGUGACUCAGCGUGGAAGAAAUGCGGAUGUGGUCGAGUACACGCUCAUGUCGUCUGAGCACACGCCUAUUCUGAAAGCCGCUCGCUAUUACGGUUUCCGCAAUAUUCAGAAUCUCGUCCGCAAGCUGAAACCAGCACGGGCUUCUCGACUUCCAGGCGGUAAUCGACGACUGCCAGUCGGACGGGGCGCCGCGUCCGGUAGCUCUGGCACAGACUACGCUUAUGUAGAAGUCAUGGCAUGCCCUGGAGGCUGUACUAAUGGAGGAGGCCAGAUACGCAUUGAAGAUGCUCGCGAAGCCAGCUCGAGCGUGCAGUCCUCAACGUCGGCUGAAGUGCCCGACUCAUCGUCGAAGCCGACACCACAUGAGCAACGCGCUUGGCUUGCCCGUGUAGACGAGGCAUAUUAUUCUGCGGAGUCGGACACCGAGUCAGAAGCCGGAAGCCAGUCGCAGCCGCUAUCUAUUCUUGACAAAGAAGACAAAAUUCACAAUGCCAUGCGUUAUUGGUCUGACUCCAUGGGCAUCCCGCUCUCGAAGCUUGCCUAUACCACAUAUCGCGAGGUUGAGAGUGAUGUCGGCAAAUCCCAGCCUGCUGCGACCGAUACAACUCGCGUUGCUGAGCUUGCUGGGAAGAUUGGUGGCGGUUGGUAG